ACUCAUUCUUUAGCCAACAUUCAAGUCCAAAACACAAAGUCAACCAUUCCUCAUUGAAGUUACAAGAAUCCAGAGAGAGAGAGAGAGAGAGAGAGCGAGAGAGAGAGAUGAGAUCGACUGCACACCCACGACUCUGAUCCACUCAUCUAUACGCGACGGACACCAUUGAUUCCGUCACCCUAAUCUGAAUCUUCUUCAAUAAUCAUGGUGUCCAAAUGCUGUAGCCUCCAUCUCCGCCCACACCCCCACCGCCCCUUUCCCCCUGCCUCUGCAAUCUUCCCGAAACCGAGGCCCAAAUACCUCCCCGCCACCCCUGUCUCAUUACCCACGAAAUUAACCGUCUCCCAUGACCAAACCCGCUCCCCAAGACCCUCCUCUCUUCGACCCAUGGCGUCGCACCAGCCCAACAAACUCGAACACGACCUCACCCUCAGCAACGCCGACCUCCAGCCUACGCCGCCCCACCGCAGAACCUCUUCCGGCUGGGAAUUGGCAAGUCUCUGGGUAGGUCUAGUCGUCGGCGUCCCAUCCUACUACCUCGCAGGCAGCCUGGUCGACUUAGGCAUGGCUUGGUGGCAGGGCAUUGCCACCGUUGUCGCCGCCAACGCCAUCCUUUUGGUGCCGCUGGUCCUCACCGGCCACCCCGGCACGCGCUACGGCGUGCCCUUCCCCGUCCUCGCGCGGUCGGCCUUCGGCGUCCGCGGCUCCCACGUCCCGACUCUGCUCCGCGCGCUGGUGGGCUGCGGCUGGUACGGGAUCGAGACUUGGAUCGGCGGCGAGGCCAUUUUCCUCCUCUUGCCCAACUCCUUCAAACACUCCUCUUUCUCCCAAUUUCUCCCCUGGCUCGGCACUUCGCCUCUCGAAUUCGCCUGCUUCAUGGCCUUUUGGGCUGCGCAAUUGGCCGUUGUCUGGAAGGGAAUGGAUGGGAUUCGUGAGCUGGAGAAAUACUCGGCUCCAAUUCUUAUCUUUCUUACUUCUUGCCUCCUUGUUUGGGCUUAUGUCAAGGCAGGUGGGUUUGGUCACAUGCUCUCCUUGUCGACCAGGCUCUCUUCUUCAGAGUUCUGGGCUCUCUUCUUUCCUUCCCUCACUGCAAACAUAAGUUUCUGGGCUACUCUCGCACUUAACAUUCCUGAUUUCACCCGGUACGCCAAGAGCCAAAAGGACCAAAUCAUGGGUCAGGCUGGCCUUCCCAUCUUCAUGGGGGCAUUCACCUUCGUUGGCCUGGCAGUAACCUCUUCAACCGAAGUUAUUUUCGGACGCGUGAUCUCCAAUCCAAUCCAACUUCUCGGCGCAAUCGGAGGAUUUACGACUGUGAUCCUUUCCAUAUUCGGCAUCGGUCUGGCCACCGUUACCACCAACAUCGCCGCCAACGUGGUGGCGCCGGCGAAUGCGCUCGUCAAUCUCAACCCCAAAAUGUUCACGUUUAGACGAGGAGCUGUUCUGACGGCGUUGCUCGGAAUUGGGUUUCAGCCGUGGAGACUGCUCAGGUCAAGCGAGAGCUUUGUUUAUACAUGGCUUAUUGGCUACUCUGCGCUGUUGGGUCCGAUCGGAGGGAUAAUUCUUGCAGAUUAUUAUCUUCUCCAGCGAAUGAAUUUGAGUGUUGCCGAGCUGUACUCGUCCAGUCCAAGGGGAGCAUACUAUUAUUCAGGAGGGUACAAUUUGGCAGCAAUUACGGCUCUUGUUAUUGGGAUUUUGCCGGUGAUUCCUGGUUUAUUGCAGAAGGUUGGGAUUGUGGAUUCAAUUGCUGAUAUUUUUGUAGUCAUUUACAAUAAUGCUUGGUUUUUCAGCUUCUUCAUUGGUGGUUUUGUGUUUUGGGUUCUAUCUUGUUUGAUUGGAAAGCAGAGGAAUUCUCUGGCUGUAGAUCCUCUUCUUCCCUCUGCAACGUAGUUCCUUUUUUUAUUCAUAAUUCGGAGGGACACUGCCGCCAUAUUGUUUCAAGGCAUUGAGUACAAACGUACUACUUGGCUCUCUCUCGCUCUCUCUCCCUCCAAGUCUCUCUUACAGUCAUUUUGCAAGUUUCUGGAUUUUGUCGUCUUGAUGUUAAAGAAGAGGGAGAGAGUAACGAAGAUGAAGUGUAUGCCACAGAAUGACUUCGCGAAAACCUGUCAACCAGUUUUUUUUAUUGUGCAAAUAUGGGUAGAUUUGAAACCAAUCAUCUAUCUUUAUAUAUUUCUACUAUGGAAAAUCAUUUUCAUUUGAUUUGUUGCAA
This is a messenger RNA of Malania oleifera, 2209 nucleotides long. Its product is annotated as purine-uracil permease NCS1. The record is from RefSeq and is a predicted model, not a curated record. Gene Ontology annotation, cellular component: plasma membrane. Bases 205 to 1887 code for a protein of 560 amino acids. Gene Ontology annotation, molecular function: nucleobase transmembrane transporter activity. Gene Ontology annotation, biological process: nucleobase transport; transmembrane transport. The transcript has a single exon. NCBI's taxonomy places the organism in Eukaryota, Viridiplantae, Streptophyta, Magnoliopsida, Santalales, Ximeniaceae.